Molecule: messenger RNA, 1737 nt
Organism: Cryphonectria parasitica EP155
Lineage: Eukaryota; Fungi; Ascomycota; Sordariomycetes; Diaporthales; Cryphonectriaceae
Exons: 3
Source: RefSeq, a predicted model, not a curated record
GAGAUGGCCUACGGCAUCAUGGGCUCGAGCCGCGACUCCUUCCUGCUCACCUACCAGACCGCCCAGCCCGUGCGCGCUCUCUAUUUUGACGGCGAGAGUGCCACGCUCAUGGGGUUGGGCCAGAUGGACACCCAGAUGCUGCAGCUUUUUGGGAACGUCACAGGGCCUUCGCACCAGGGCGGGCGCGGGGGGAUGAUGGGGUUGGGGGCCGAGUACCUGCGGGCGCAUGGACUGUGCAACUGGCUGGAGGAGGCUGGGCUGAGAGGGCCUGGGUGGGGGUUUGAGGGGAUCGUGCGCAUGAAUGCUGGGUUUGAGAUGAUCUGGUGUGAUUUCCUGAGCCCGAGUCUGAGGUUGGUGUCGAGGAUGAACGUUACGGCGCCGCUGUUACCAGAGAAGGGGACAGAGGAGGGGGAAAAGAAGAAGGACAAAACGAUCACUUCAUACUACCCGCUGCCACCACAGCCGACCAAGACAGACCGCAACGCCGAGCCCUCCCAUGGCGCACCCCCGCCAAACAUGCGCUGGGACUCGGGCCGUGAGCCGUUCAUCAGGAUCCAGGGCUGGGGCUGGUUCGACAGCGCCACCUGGCACUAUGGGUCCUCUCGCAAUGGGCCCGGGCAAGGCGAGGUCAAGGCCAAGCCGCUCAGCUGCGGGAUCCUAAGCUACUACUCGCCGCAAUUCUUCAACCAGACUCGCAUGCGCGCUCUGGACGAGCAGGCCCGGUUGAACCUGACGAGCGAGGGUCUGUGGACGGGGCCCGGCGAGGAAGGCAAUAGGACCGAGGCCAUCAAACAGCUUGCCCGGCGGCGGCGUUUUCAUCAUCUGGAGAAUGUGACGUCCGAGGAGGCCAUGCUGAUGAGGAGGAACUCGGAGAGGGCAUUGCGGGCCUUCCUCGUCCCCGACACAGAGAACAGCAGCUGCUCCGGCGCGGACUGGGUACUGAUGACGUCCGAGAUCGUGCAGCGCGUCACGAACCAGCUGACCAUGCUGGACACCAGGCUCGCCUCGCUGCCGGGCAUAGACGACAUGGGAGACGACGAGACGGCCAUGUACAAGUGGCUGUUUGACCUGCGGGCGCAGAGCCACAUGUUCAUGGUGGCUUACAUGGAGUACCCGCAGGAGAUCAGCCGCGACACGUGGCAGACGGACUCGGAUCUCUACAGGGAGACACAUGCGCGGUGCCGAUGGCGGUAUACCAGGCUUCUUGUGCCGGAGGAACGUCUACACCACUCGCUCUCGCCCGAGGAGGCGGACAUCCGAUCGGCGGUGGAAGAAGUCUACGGCACGAUCUGUGCAGUGCUGAUCACGAUGGGCUUCGGUAUCGAGCUCGCCUGGCUCGACAUGCUGGCAGACAGGCGUGCAGCGAGUACAGCGCUGGCGCCCAAAGCCGCCACAUGGCAGGAGAACAUAGCCGAGCUCACCGCAUGGCUUGGUUGGGAGAGUCAAUACUACGGCUGUAAGGAACAGUGCGCGUGGAACGAGCGUUGUUAUAUUCCUAUGUGGCCGAUGCUGCACCGAGGAGGCAUGGGCGGCGGUCGACACCCAGGAGAAGGCGGCCGGGGACCUGCAUUUCUAUUAGACGAGGACGACUUUCCCCUUGGCCCGCCGCCUGGUCAUGAUGGCCCUGGACGUGGAGGUCCAGGUUUUAAGAUGCCGCCUCGAGGGCCAUCGUGGAUGGGUGAUGACACGGAUCUCUGGGAGCCCAAAUGUGUGAAUAUCACUUGGAUCAUGGGAGAG